AUGGAAUUCUUUCAAGUAUUUAAUAAUCUUCAAAGUAAAUUGUUGAAUUUAACAUUGGUUCAAAUACCAAAACGAAAACAAUAUACAUUAAAAGAUGUUUCAGCACAUUGUAUGGAAAAUGAUUGUUGGAUGGUCAUCCGAGAUCGUGUUUAUGAUGUAACAGAUUUUAUGAGAGAGCAUCCAGCUGGUUCUGAUAUUAUGCUUGAAUAUGCAGGAACAGAUGCAACAAUGGCAUUUGCUGAUAAACCUCAUAGUUUGGAUGCAUGGUUGAUAUUAGAAAAAUAUCUAAUUGGUGAAUUGGUACCUGAAGAACGGAUGUUUGAUGAUCAUGAUUAUUCAUCUUGA
Messenger RNA from Adineta steineri, 345 nucleotides. NCBI's taxonomy places the organism in Eukaryota, Metazoa, Rotifera, Eurotatoria, Adinetida, Adinetidae. The record is from the annotation of a GenBank genome assembly.